Messenger RNA from Vespa velutina, 3091 nucleotides. RefSeq names its product glycerate kinase-like. Gene Ontology annotation, cellular component: cytoplasm. The record is from RefSeq and is a predicted model, not a curated record. Gene Ontology annotation, biological process: protein phosphorylation. Bases 466 to 2505 code for a protein of 679 amino acids. Gene Ontology annotation, molecular function: glycerate kinase activity. The transcript is spliced from 2 exons. NCBI's taxonomy places the organism in Eukaryota, Metazoa, Arthropoda, Insecta, Hymenoptera, Vespidae.
CGCGACUUUGAUGGUACGUCAUUUAUCAAUAUGUAAAGUAGUAUUUUAUAUUUUCAUCUGCCAAUGAAAUGAAAGUAAUGAAUCUAGGAACGUAACACAGUGUAUUCGUGAUUUAUUAAAAGAACAAAUGUUGGACAAAAUUUUUGGUUAAAUGUGAAAUGUUAUAAACAUAUAUAAGUAUAUAAAAUAUUUUUUUUAAAUUUAUAACAAGUAAUCCAGAUAAAACUAAUAAUUUAAUGUAAUAGUGUAAAAUGAUGUCAUUAAAAAGCAGUGAUUAGAAAAGUGUACCUUUUUCAAUCAGUCAUUACAACAUCACGAAGAUCAACAAACAUGGUUAAUGCAACACAUAUUCAUAAUAUUUGAAAAGUUUACAAAUUAAUUUAAGAUUUGUAUUUCUUUCCUUAUUUGUUAUUCGUUUUAUUGUUAUAAAUUUUGCUUACGACAGAUUUAUAAGUGAAAUAAAAUAUGGCCACCAAAAUAUUAUUGAAUGAAGUAAGAUCUAAUUUGAAAGCAAUUUUUCUUACCGCAAUAAAAGCUGUUUCUCCAAAACAAAUAAUAAAGAAUAAGGUGAAAUUAGAAAAUAAAACUUUAUACAUUGAAAAUAAUAAAUUUCCUAUAGGGGAAAAAGUUUAUUUAGUAGGUUUUGGCAAAGCUGUAAUGAAUAUGGCUAUAGAAUUAGAAAAUAUACUUGGCAAUCGUUUAGUCAAAGGUAUAAUUAGCAUACCUGAAAUAUUAAAAAAUUCUAUAUGGACAUUCGAUGAAACAUCUAGUUUUUCUAAUCAAAAAACUACUGUACUUCAAUUUCGAGAAGGCACUGUACAUAAUCAACCAGAUAAUAGAUCAUUAAAGACAACACACGAUAUUAUAGAUCUAGUUGAAUCAUUAACUGAGACAGAUACUUUAAUUGUAUUGGUAUCAGGUGGAGGAUCUGCAUUACUUUAUAUGCCAAGACCUACUAUAGAUUCUGAAGAUAAAAUACGUUUAUGUAAAGAAUUACAAAAUUCUGGCGCCGAUAUAAAAGAAGUUAAUGUAGUAAGACGAAAGUUAUCUAUGGUUAAAGGUGGUGGUCUUGCUAGAAUGGCUUAUCCAACUUCUAUUAUUUCUUUAAUAAUAUCUGACAUCAUAGAUGAUCCCAUCGAUUUGAUUGCUAGUGGUCCUACCGUUUAUAAUCCCAAAUCACCAGAAGAAGUUAUUGCCGUUUUAAAGAAAUAUAAUUUAUUUCAAACUGUGGAAAAUGAUUUAAAAGAUAUUAUUACAUCUACAGAAACUUUUAAUGAUGCACCUUUGUUAGAUUCCGAAAAGAAAUUCAAGCACGUCAAUAACAUCAUUUUAGCGAAUAAUAUAACAGCAAUUGAAGGUGCAAGAUUAGAAGCUUUACGUAAAGAUCUUGUACCAAUAAUAUUACAAAAUAAUAUUAAAGGUGAUGUUCAUGACAUUAGCUUAGCAUAUGUACAUGUGACAAACCUGAUAUGUCUUGCAUUGAACAAGACAUUAACUAUGGAAGAUUUUAUUACAAGUGUUAAUAAAUCAGAGAUCAUUUCUUUAAAAGCUGAGAAAGUAAAAGAAAUUUAUUCUGUGAUUGAAAAUGUUAACAAAAAUGGUGUAGUUUUAAUAGGUGCUGGAGAACCAACUGUUAAAGUUACUGGUACAGGGAAGGGUGGAAGAAAUCAAGAAUUAGCAUUAUAUUUCUCUUUAGAUUGGUUAGCUAAGGUGAAAACUAAUCCAUUACUAGCAGCUUAUGAUGUAGUAAUAUUUAGUGGUGGUACGGAUGGCCAAGAUGGACCAACAGAUGCAGCAGGUGCAUUUGGUUAUCCUGCUUUUGCACCAAUGGUAUAUGAAUUACUUGCAAUUUUAAAAUCAAAAAGAAUCCUAGAGCUAGCAGCAUCUCAAUCAAAAAAAACUGAUAAAAUUACUGAUGAAGUAAUCCCUCAAGAUCCGUGCAAACGAUACGUAUUCAGUGAUUAUUUAAAACCAAAAUCUAUUAAAUUAACAAAUCAAGAAUCAAAUGUCGAAAUGGUCGAGGAAAUAGAUGAUAUUGAAUUACUUGAUAUAGAUGAAUAUAAAAAGAAAUAUAAAACAGAAUUAAUGAUGAUGGAAGUGGAACGUAUGAUACCUGAAAAUGCCUUAACAGAGAAUGAUUCAUACAAUUUUUUUUCCCGUUUCAUGAAAGGUGAAAAUUUAAUUAAAACUGGUUUUACUGGUACGAACGUCAUGGAUUUACAUUUUAUUUAUAUAAAAAAACGUGAUUGCAUGUGUGAACUUAAUCCAAAGGAAGAGGAUUUAACAUUUACAAGUUUAGAUGAUCAUGACUUACAUAUUGAUCCAGCAACCAUUGAACGACAUAAAUCUUUACGCAAAAGUGCGUUCUUAAAAAAAGAUAUUCUGGAUGAGCCAAUAACUGAUAAAAUUGAUAUAGAAAAACUAAAUAUAAAAAUAAUAGAUGAAAAUUUACGUGAUCCAUGUUGUAACAAGCAACGAAAAUUUCAAGUGAUUAAAAAAGAAUAGUUACAAAAGAAAACAUAUUCCAAAAUAGGUGUAUAAAUGAAUAGCAGAUAAUCUUGAUAAUGUAUAUAAUUAGAUUUAUUAUUAUUACAAAUAUUCAAUAGGAUAAAUUUUUUAUUAAUAACAUUUGGUAUUUUUGAUAUAUGUAUAUAAAAACAAAAAAGUGUAUAGUAAAUAUUAGGCACAUGAAAGUGUUAUUACCUAACUUUAUUUCUCAACAUAGUUUACAAAUUUAAAUGCAUAUUUGUUGAUAAUCUCCACUAAAAUAAAGAAUUUAUUAAGUAGUAUCACAGAUUGAUUAAAAGAAGCAAAAUCACAGUGACAAAUCUAUAAUUAUUUAUUACUUAAUGCCUCGUAAAUUGUACACAGAAUUAAAGAGUAGUAGUCAGUACGCAGAUUAUUUUUUGAUUAUAAGAUGGAUGGUGUUUUUUUUUCUUUUUCUUUUUUUUUGUUUUUGUUUUUUUUUUUUUUUUUUUUUUUUUUCUUUUUAUAUAUAUGUAUAUCUGCAAUUACAUUUUAUUUACAAUUUUAUGAAGAAAGUAAGAUAACAUUAUAUGUUAACAAAAUAAAAAAGUUUUUUAUGAUCAUA